This is a messenger RNA of Osmerus eperlanus (European smelt), 2335 nucleotides long. Its product is annotated as sodium- and chloride-dependent GABA transporter 2-like. Gene Ontology annotation, biological process: sodium ion transmembrane transport. Lineage: Eukaryota; Metazoa; Chordata; Actinopteri; Osmeriformes; Osmeridae. The transcript has 17 exons. Gene Ontology annotation, cellular component: plasma membrane. The record is from RefSeq and is a predicted model, not a curated record. The coding region runs from base 467 to 2335 and encodes 622 amino acids. Gene Ontology annotation, molecular function: gamma-aminobutyric acid:sodium:chloride symporter activity.
UCUUAAUCAUACAGGACAGUGGGCCCCUUGGACCAGGGUUGAAGACUACUGUUGGAGAGGACUGUGGUUCUCCUCACCAUCUCCAGGUUCUCCUUGGCCAGGACCUUGAGCUUGUCUUCCAGGCGCUGGAGGGUCUGUGUGAGAUCAUCGUUCCUCUUGCUCAUGAGCCGGUUCUUUUCCAGCAGGGAUGGAAGCUCAGAGCAGGUCUUACCAGCUCGUUCCUCUCGUCCACCAGCAGGGAGUUGCGGUCCUCCAGUUUGCGGAUGGUGGAGUUCAGAGCAUCCCACUAUUUAAACCUCCAUGAAAAGUUGACAGAGAAACAGGACUUGGACAGCGAGCAGCAUCAACAGUGUUGCCUGCCUUAGUGGUGGUCAGAAUAUCAGGUCUCCGAGACCGCCAAAGUUUCAAAGCUCAAUAUACUUUCACAUCGAAGGAGACUUGCGCACCUGACAGAUCAUCAGUCAUUAUGACCUGCAGCGGCGUGAACUUGAAGCAAUUACCUGAUGGAUCAAUCAAGCAACGCAAAGAGCUGGAGGAACGGGGUAACUGGGGAAGUAAAACAGAGUUUAUUUUAACGGUAAUGGGAGCAAUCAUCGGACCUGGGAACGUGUGGAGGUUUCCAUACUUGUGUUACAAAAACGGCGGGGGUGUAUUCUUUAUUCCAUAUCUCUUGUUUUUGGUGACCUGCGGAAUACCUCUGUUCUUUUUGGAGACUGCGCUGGGCCAGUACACCAGCCAGGGAGGAAUCACGUGUUGGAGGCAGAUAUGUCCGCUAUUCGAGGGUAUGGGCUACGCCAGUCAUCUGAUCAUAGCGUUCAGCGCCACUUCUUACGUUGUCAUCAUGGCAUGGGCUUUUUUCUACCUGUUCUCCUCCUUCAGUUUUGAGCUGCCAUGGGCUAGCUGUGGAAACAGCUGGAACACAGAGUCAUGCAUGGACUUCAGCAAAAUGGAUCCCAGCAGCAACGUGAGUGUGUCCCGGCUGAAUGCAACACUGCCUGUGAUGGAGUUUUGGCAGCGCAGAGUCCUAAAGAUCUCGAGUGGCAUGGAAGAGGUGGGCAGCAUCAGAUGGGAGUUGGCCCUCUGCCUUCUCCUCACCUGGGUCAUCUGCUAUUUCUGUGUCUGGAAAGGAAUCAAGUCCACUGGAAAGGCUGCUUACUUCACAGCCACCUUCCCGUACGUCAUGCUGCUCGUUCUGCUGGUGCGCGGAGUCACUCUGCCGGGAGCCAUCAACGGGAUCGUCUACUAUCUCUAUCCCGACUUUGCACGUCUCUCUGACCCUCAGGUGUGGAUGGACGCAGGCACACAGAUUUUUUACUCCUAUGCCAUCAGUCUGGGUUUUCUCACCUCUCUGGGCAGCUACAACCACUACAACAACGACUGCUACAAAGAUUGUUUUUACUUGUGCCUGCUGAACAGUGGCACCAGUAUCAUCUCUGGAUUUGCCAUUUUCUCUGUGCUGGGCUUCAUGACUUAUGAGCAGGGAGUGGAAAUCGCUGAGGUGGCCGAGUCGGGUCCUGGGCUAGCAUUUAUCGUGUAUCCCCGUGCUGUGGCCAUGAUGCCCGUGCCCCAGAUAUGGUCUGUUUGUUUCUUCAUCAUGAUCAUUCUUCUGGGUUUGGACAGCCAGUUUGUGGGUCUGGAGUGUCUGAUGACGUCGGUGGUGGACCUGUUCCCCGGCACGCUGCGGCGGGGCUUCAGGAGGGAGCUGCUGCUGCUGCUGAUCUGCUCCGUGUGCUGCGUCCUGGGCCUCAGCCUGGUCACGGAGGGGGGCAUGUACCUGCUUCAGUUGGUGGAUCAUCACGUGUGCAGUGGGCCCACACUGCUCCUGCUCUCCAUCUGCCAGUCUGUCAGCAUCGCCUGGGUCUACGGAGCUGACCGUUUCUACGGCAACAUCAGCGACAUGAUUGGCUACAAACCCUUGCCUUUGAUGAAGUACUGUUGGCUGUACAUCACUCCUACAGUGUGUGUUGGCACCUUCAUAUUCUCCAUAGUCAAACAUUCCCCACUCAAGUUCAGCAACACGUACGUCUACCCUGUGUGGGCCAACAUUAUCGGCUGGUUCCUGGCCACCAUCUCACUCUCCCUCAUCCCCCUAUGGAUGGUCUACAAGAUGGCCAAAGGCAAAGGGACUCUUCGGCAGCGUUUCCUGCUCCUCUGUCGCCCCGUGAACGACCUGUCGUUCAACCAAACGCGCAAACCUGACUUACCUCUGUUGGGGGCUAACAGUUUGAGCACCCCUACUGAGCUGACGUCCCCCUGUCCACAUCAGGGGGACACAGACUUCAGGGAAGAGGAAUCCAUCUUUGACUCUGAAGCGAUCAACACCGUACAUCCCUGA